This is a messenger RNA of Pneumocystis jirovecii RU7, 6117 nucleotides long. RefSeq lists its product as uncharacterized. The transcript is spliced from 9 exons. Lineage: Eukaryota; Fungi; Ascomycota; Pneumocystomycetes; Pneumocystales; Pneumocystaceae. Gene Ontology annotation, cellular component: cytoplasm; ubiquitin ligase complex. Bases 1 to 6117 code for a protein of 2038 amino acids. Gene Ontology annotation, biological process: ubiquitin-dependent protein catabolic process via the N-end rule pathway; protein ubiquitination. The record is from RefSeq and is a predicted model, not a curated record. Gene Ontology annotation, molecular function: ubiquitin protein ligase activity; zinc ion binding.
AUGGAUGAAAUUCAGCAGGAGGAAAUAUCUCCAGAAAAACGCCUUUCUAGGUAUUUAUUAGAAAUGCCAUAUGCAUUUAGAUACGCAUGGAACCUAAAAGCCAAAAACUCCCUUUUUCACGAACUAUUUUGCGCCAUGACAGGCUAUAAUCAAUGUUUUGAAACAUUCUUCUUUAAAAAAGGAGUACCUACUAUAGAAGAAAACCCAGUUAUUCAAAAGGAUCCAGAAUUUCACAAAUUUACAGCCAUGGUUGAAAAUGAUUCAGAUAAUGAAGAUGAAGUUAUAAGGAUGAGUAAAGAAGAUGUACAUAGUAAAAAAGCAUCUUGUGGGAGUAGUCGAUCAGAAGGGCCCUGUGGUCAUGUAUUUAAAAAAGAAGAAGCUCUUUAUCAUUGCAGAAACUGCUCUGUAGAUGAUACAUGUGUGCUUUGUUCAAAAUGCUUUAGAUCAUCUGAUCACAAUGGUCAUGAUACAUUGAUGAAUUUAAAUUCUAAAGGAGGUGGAUGUUGUGAUUGCGGAGAUCCAGAUGCAUGGAAAGUAGAUAUUAAUUGCUCAAUACACUUUCAAAAAAUACGUAGCCAUAAUAAACUAGUCAAUAAAAACAUAGAAGAAUUAUCAAAUAUCCCAAAAGAAUUAUCAACUUAUAUUGAAAUGACAAUAGAAAGAGCACUUGAUUAUGUACUAGAUGUCUUAUCAUGUUCUCCUGAGAAGCCUCACCUACUUGAUGCUCAAGGUUUGGAACGGUUGGAAGAAUCAUCAAGGUUAUAUGCAGAUAGAUAUGGGACAGAAGAUUAUCCAUAUUCAAUAUGGGCAGCUAUAUUGUGGAAUGAUGAAAACCAUACCUUUCAAGAAGUUAUAAACCACGUAUCUCGAGUAACACAUAGAGAUGAGGAAUUCGGUAAACGCGUAGCAAAUAGAGUUGAUAGAAGAGGAAGAGAUACUAUUAUUGUUUCAAAUAACCUUGAUUUAGUCCAAAAUAUCUGUGAUAAAAUUGGGCAAAUAAAAUUAAAAGUUACAAUAAGAUCAGCUAGAGAUACAUUUCGAGAAAAUAUGUGUGGAGCAAUUAUCGAAUGGCUUAAAGAUAUAUCUUUAUCUAGGAUAAAAAACAAUGAAAAUUAUAUGCGGGAUAUUAUAUGCAAAUUGCUUUAUGAACCGUGGAAGAAAGGAACAUCCGCAUCUAUGAAUUUUUUUUUAGACAAACAUACUACUAAUAAAUCGUGUGAUAAUUUGCUAACUAAAGAAUCAAAGGAUACGAAUAAUGAAACAAGAAAAAUAGUUAUGAAUACAGGAGAUGAUAUUACAAUAAUUGGGAAUGUUAACUUGAACAGACCAAUUUUAGAAUCCAUGAACCAAAAAUUUUCAAAACCAUCUUACGAGAUUAUACCUGAAACACAUUGGGUUCCAGAAAAAUCACAUAUAAUGGAAACUACAUAUACGAAAAACAAAAGCGAGCUAAGAAUUGAUAAAUUGCUAUCUUUCGAUAUAAAACUUUGGAAACAAGUUAGAUCUACAGUCAGAGAGUUAUAUAUUAGUACAAUGAUCAUGUCUUCUUAUUAUAAAUAUUUUAUGGCUGUUCGCUUUUCUCAAUUAUAUAAUCAUUUGAUAGAAGGAUAUAUAUUUACUGAAACAGAACCAGAUCAAUCAAUAAUAAAUUUUUCUGUUCAGCUUUUUACAGUACCAGAUAUAGCUUUGAAACUUGUACAAUUUUGUGACUUUUUAACAAUUCUUAAUGGGUUUAUAUAUAAUUUCCUUACUCAUGGUCAACCUAAUCUCACUAAUAUUAAUCCUCAAGCAACAUUGGUUUCUAAUCCAUCAAAUCUUUCAAAAAGAGGCUAUUGUCAAAUGUUUGGAGACAUCCGAUAUAUUCUUAAUACAAAAUCAGUACAGAAAAUAAUUCCAGCAAAUCCUAAAUAUCUUCUACAAUUUAUAGAUAUAUUGAAGCUAUUUCAAGGAAUGAAUCCUUGUCAUAGAAUUAUUGGGGCCCAUAUUGAAUACGAAUCUGAAAGUUGGAUUUCUGCUUUUCAUUUAACAAUAGAAGCAACAAAACUUAUAAAAGCAAUAUCUUUACCUUACAAAAAUGCACUAUCAUCCGAUCUUUGUAUUGGCAUAGCAAUUAUCAUGAAAUAUCUUUUACAGUGGUCCUUAGGGUAUGAAACAGAGCGUUUUCCUACAUAUGAACCAAUUUCUAUUCAUUAUCUUAACAAUGAAAUAACAUUUCAUUCUGGCAACAUUUUUAGUGUUUCUAAAGACCCAAUCAGCUUCCAUCAUCCUUUACAUUGGCUUCUUAUAUCUUUACUUGAAAAUGCUACUUCUUUGAAUAAAUCAGAUUUGUUAAAAAAUGGUUAUUGUACUAUUUCAGAUGUUUUAUCAGCAAAAUUCCAAGAAAUUGAUCCAAAAGCUAAUAUAAAUAUAGUAAAAAAUCAUCUUAUUAGGUUAAUAGGCGAUUAUCCUCUAUCUGUUUGUGUAUGUAUAGAUCAGAUCCGUGCUGGACUUUGGGUUAGAAAUGGAAUAUCCAUUAAAGGUCAAGCACAUCACUAUCAUGACCUUUCUUUACGUGACCAUACAUAUGAUAAAGAUAUUAAAUGGAUACAACUUUUAACUGUAUGUGGGGCAAACUUAGAUGACGCAGUUCUUCAAAUUGCCCGACGAUACGAUAUAAUCGAUAACGAGGAAAUUUGGUCGUUAAGGAACGCAGAACAACAUCCUCAUUAUGACAAAUCACAAUAUUUUUUUAUGUUUGAGUCUUUAUUAUCAUUGUUUAUUACUUUAUUUUCAGAAAGAUCUAUAGCAUUACCGCUUGAUAUUAAUGAAAGUACAAAAAAAGAACUCUCACAAAUUCUCUGUUUUGGACCUCUCACAUAUUCCGAAAUUAUUAAGAAAGUUCCAGAAAAUUUAUACAAUGGUGAAAACUUCAACAACAUUCUUACUUCUUUAUGUAUCUAUCGCCCACCAAGAGGGCUCCAUGAUUAUGGAACAUAUGCAUUAAAAGAGAAGUAUUUUGAUUUAGUAGAUCCAUACUAUUACCAUUAUUCAUGGAAUCAACAAGAAGAAGCAGACUCUAUUCUUAAAAAAAGAGCAAAUGAGAAAGGUGUUUGCUAUGAAAAAGAUAGAAUAUCAAAUUUUAAAAUCAAGCCUGUUGAAGAUGGUCCAUUCAAAGGACUAGGCUCUUUUACACAAACAUUAACAUUUACAAAAUUAAUUUACAUGUGUUUACUUUAUAGUAUAAAUCAGAAUCAAAAACCAGAAUCGCUUAUUGAUAAGGCUAUCUACCUUUGCAUUCUCGCAGUUAAACAAGAAACCAUUCAACCUCAUGAAGAUAAAUCUUACAGUUUCACAAAAUUUGCUAAUUCAAAUUUUAAAGAAAUUCCUUUUGACUAUGACUCAAAUGAAACAAACACUACACUAAUAUCUCUUAUUUCGAAUAUGUUGCGAAAAAAAGAUUUACAAUUUAUCUAUGAUAAAAUCCAUGUAUUUUUAUACUUAAUAAAAACAUCUAAUAUUUCUUCUACGAACUCAAAAGAAAAAGAAUUUAUUGAAGAUGAACAAAAUUCGUCAACAUCAAUAGAGAAAACAUCAUUAGAAUUUGAAAAAAAGAAAAAAGCAGCAAAAGAACGCCAUGCAAAAAUUAUGGCACAAUUUCAGCAACAACAACAAAAUUUUCUAGAAAAAAACUUAGAUUUUGACAUUCCAGGAAUUUUAAUGAUCAAUAACAAUAAUCCAAAUCAAUCUGCUAGUACAGAGGACUGGCAAUUCCCAUCUGGAAUAUGUAUUGUAUGUCAAGAAGAAACUAACGAAUUUCGUUUAUAUGGUUCAUUAGGAAUGAUUCAUCAAAGCCCAUUACUUCGUACAACUCCUUUAAAUGAUUUUGAUUUUAUACAAGAUAUUAUUGAUCUCCCGUAUGAUUUAGAUAAAAAUUUGGAUCAUAUUCGACCAUAUGGAAUUGUUUUUAAAGACAUAAAAAAGUAUGAUACAUCUAAAGUUCAUCCUAAAGAUGAAAUUAAUAAAAACUGUAAUAUAGCUAAAGGAUUUCCUCCAAAUCAUAUAUAUCAUGGAUUGUUUGCAACAAGUUGUGGUCAUCUUAUGCAUGCUACAUGUUUUAAAAGAUUUUAUAAUUCUCUUGCGUUAAGAAUUCAUGGUCAACUAUCAAGGAAUGCUCCUGAAAAUAUUUCUAAAAAAGAAUAUCUAUGCCCGUUAUGUAAGAGUAUGGGAAAUGUUUUUUUUCCAAUUAUAUGGAAAAAAAAUAAAAAAAUAUAUCCAGAAAUCUUCAAACCAAAAACAUUGUACAAAGAAUGGAUUUUAAGUUCUCUCGAGUCAUUUUUAAUAACAUUUGAACCGAGUAUUAAAAGCGGAAAUAUUAACAAAAACAUACAAUCAACUCAAAGAAAAAUAGAGCAAUCUUCAUACGAGACAUAUUUAAAUGAGAAAGUUACAGGAUUUUCGCAAAAAGAAAAUAAUAUAAAUAACACACAAACUAUGCAAAUAUAUACUUUUGAUUCUAUUGUAAAACCUAUAGCCGAUUUACUGAAAACAUCAUUACUUUUACCACGCAAUAGGAAUUAUCCCGUAGAUAAUUUCAUUGAACCUUUGUUUUCUGGAGCUAGUUUACGCAUUCCUUUACCUUUUUCUGUCCAGACAAAUUAUAAUAACGAAGCAGAUACUUUACACAUUAUGUAUAAAUUAUUAUCAGAAGUAUUAAACAUAAAUUCACACGGGUCAUUUGCAAAAUGGUCAGAGUCCAGCAUUUUUGGUCUUGAGAAAUUAUGGCAUUUAUUUAGUUACACUAUAUCAGGUAUAGAAGCAAUACAAAGAGGAAAGGAUUCGAUAUUGGAUGGAAUUACUGGUUCUACACUUAUCGAUGGAAUAUCGGAACAAUCCAAAACAUUACUUCGAAUAAUUUGUGAAACAAUUGUAACUUACAUCACAAUAGGACUUACUUCAAAAUUUCAAAAUAAUAUUCAAAAAGAAUUUUUAAAAAAAACAGAAACAAGAAUAUAUCAGUUAUUUUAUGGCCAUCCGAUUUAUAAAGAUAUUCAACUAAAGAUAUCUGAAUUUAAACCUAUACUUUUUGAAGACAUUUUUUCAGUUUUAGUAGAUUCCAGCUUUUGUAUAUUACCUAAUGUUUCCGAUACACAUCAUCUUAUAAGAAUAUGCUAUUUAGCAGAAAUAACAAAAAUCGUACUCGCCUUGUUACAGCUUUCUAAAAUUAUAAACUCUAAUGGAGAAUGGCCUAAUAAUAUUCAAGAUUCUGUAGUAAAUUUUAAAAAAUUUGUUAUAUUUUGUUCUAAAAAAUUCAAAAACACAGAAAAUAUAGAAUAUAGUGAUAUUGUUUUGCUAAGGUAUAAACUUUUAGUUCGGAAAUAUGCUUUAGUAUUUGUAAGGAAACUUGCAAUACUGAUGUUUAGUAAGUUUGGAGUGACAUUUUCGUCAAAAAUAGAAAUGCAAAACAACUGUGAUUAUGCUACUAAUGAUGAGCUUUCAAGACUUACAAAACUUAUGAAUCUUCCAACUUUAGAAGAAAUUUAUGCUAUUUCUCAAGGAGUUACCGAAAUAGACCUUAUUCAACAAGAUCUUGUUUUUGGUUGGAUUACCCAUCUUAAUAGCGUCUAUUUGUCUUCAAAUAAUAACACUUUACAGCUUCAUAACAUACUAUCACUUAAUCAUCCAACAAUUAUAGAACUUUUAGCACUUCCAAGACAUCUUCAUGUUCUUCUUGAAAAAAGCAUGGAAACUAAAUGUCUUAAGUGCAAUACUAUUCCACAAGCACCUGCUCUAUGUCUUUUCUGUGGUUUAUUUGUUUGCAGUAGAUCAACAUGUUGUUCGGAAGGAGAUUUGGGUGAAUGUAAUAUUCACAUGCGAAAAUGUGGAAGAAGUAUCGGAAUAUAUUUUUUAAUAAAAGAAUGUGCAAUUCUAUUUAUACACGGUUCUAAUGGAAGUUUUACAAGUGCACCUUAUCUUGACAUUCAUGGUGAAACUGACUUCGAACGUGGAAGACCUCUUCAUUUAUAUCAACAUAGAUAUGACUUAGGCGUUAGAAACUUAUUUCUUCAACACAGCAUACCUAGUUUUAUUGCAAGAAAAUUAGAAUCAGUUUUAGAUACAGGUGGAUGGACUACAUUAUAA